Molecule: messenger RNA, 2534 nt
Organism: Odontomachus brunneus
Lineage: Eukaryota; Metazoa; Arthropoda; Insecta; Hymenoptera; Formicidae
Gene: Gint3
Product: UBX domain-containing protein 6
Exons: 7
Coding region: 832-2172 (446 amino acids)
Cellular component (GO): cytoplasm
Molecular function (GO): protein binding
Source: RefSeq, a predicted model, not a curated record
GUACAGUCCAUUGAAUUUUAUGUAGUUUUGUAACCGAGAAAUAUAAUAAUUUGAUUUUUGCGUAUGUAUACAAUACAAAAAUUAUAUUGUUAAUUUUUUAUUUCUGACGCAUGAAAAUUUUAUAUUAUUUUAAUUAUUAUGUGUUUUCAGGGUUGAAAACGUCAGAAACUGCGAGUCAUGAUGCACGAAUAUCUAGACACGAUGUAUUCGAUCGGGAAAUAUCGGAAUUGAAACAGCUGGAACAGGAGGGCACUAUUGACGUUUUAUGUAGCAUAAUGACUUAGGAAAACGUCUAAUACUAAUUAUCUCCCAUAGAUUCGACCUUAGUUAGCUCAUUAGCUUGAUGUGUAGUGCGACGGAAUAACGAGUUUGAGUGCGGUGUAAGUGAAAAUUUUCGUACCUAGAAAUUCGUUCAUGUAAUGAGCAACACAUACGAGGAGUCGUCAUGUCCUUGGACGAACUAUUUGUCGGAGGCGAUCAAUAAAUGCGUGCUCAGCCUAUGUUCAUUACUUUCAACGACUUUCGGGCUAACCUUUAAUUCCAACGACGUUGUUAUCCUUGAUAACGGAACCUCGUUGAGGCUACGCGAUCUGCUUCACGAAUUAGUAGCUUUGCUAUCGUUCGACGAUUUUCAGCUUCAGCUGCUCAAGGUCUUCCUGUUGACUUUCGUCAGUAGUGUCGCGUUGAUCUUCAUUGCUUGGCAAAUUUAUGGUUCUAAAAUUACGGAGCAGUUUAUGAAAACUGGUACUUCUUCUGAAGAUUGUAAUCCUUCAACUGAAUAAUUUGCUUUAUUUCUGCUAGGCAGCAGAAGUAAUUCAAUAUCUAACAAACAUGGCCGAUAAAAUCAAAUCAUUUUUCCAACAGAAGAAGAGGGAUGCAAAGUUUCUAAAUGCAGGAAAGGGAUACAAGUUGACAGAUUCUACUAGUAGUAAAUUAACUUCAGCAGAACCUGCAAAACCAGUAUUAAGAGCAGAACCUACAGAAGAAGCUAAAAUAGCAGGCCAAGCUGCUCUAGCAAGAUUAGAAGCAAAGAAAGUUGAUAAACCAAAAUUCAAUACAUCAUAUGCCGCCAUUCAAGCACGUGUUAAGCGUGAGAUGGAAUUGGAAAGAAAGACACAGCAGGAUUUACAACAGGCAGAAAGUACAGCACUGGAAAAAAAAAAGGUUGAGAGAAGAGAAGGUAGAAUUGAAGAUCCUUCCACGUAUGCAGUUGUUGAUGUAUUCUUCCGUUGCCCCUACAUAUCUGAUGAAAUAUUGCCACGAGAUGAAUGGAAGAAGAAAAUAAGAGAAUUUUUGUAUGAUGAACGAGGAGGAGAAGAACCCGGAUUAACAGCAAGUUUAAUUAUACAAAAUUGUAAUAGUGGAAAGGAAAAGAUUGAGAAUUGUGUGGAAACACUUGGAAAAUAUCUGGAGAAUAUUAUUAAGAAUCCUGACAUGGAGAAAUAUUGGAAGAUCAGAAUGUCGAAUAGAAUAUUCCAAGAAAAAGUUUUACCUGUUGAAGGAGCUUUAGAUUUCUUGAAAGCAGCUGGCUUUGAUCAAGAAGUGUUGCGACAAAACGAGAACGAGGAGGAUUUCUUAAUAUGGAAUCCUGACAAUUGCAGUGUCGAAGAGCUUGUGAUCUUGUAUGAUGCAUUGAAAUCCGCUGAACAGAUUCCCAUUGAGAUAGACAGAAAUCUCCAAGUAUUAAUGCCUUGUCAAGCUAGAAUAAGGAAUGAAUUGCCACCUAGUUUUUUCACGAUAUCUUCAGAAGAAAUAAAGAGAGAACAACAGUUACGAACGGAAGCUGUAGAAAGGAACCAAAUGCUGAGAACAAAAGCUAUGAGGGAGAAAGAUGAACAGCGUGUACUUAGAAGGUAUAAAUUCGCUGUGCUUCGUAUUAAAUUUCCAGAUGGUUUAAUAUUGCAAGGUACUUUCGUGGUACACGAGAAAUUCAAGAAUGUUCUUGAAUUUGUAAUUGAAAAUUUAGCCUAUCAUGAAGUGCCCUUUUCAUUGAUGACACCGGAUGGAAUGAAGCUAAUGGAAGAAUGUUUCGACAAAACACUCUUAGAAUUGCGAUUAAUUCCUACAGCUAUUUUAGAAUUUUCUUGGAACACACCCGAUGGUAGUAGUUGCUCGAACAUGCCUACAGGAUAUUUGAAGGAAGAAAUACUUGCAUGCAUACAAUCAGUUUGAAAAUAAUUUUAUUCUAUUAUUAAACAACGAUUAAGUGGAAAGAUUUACAUAAUUACAAAUGCAUUUUUAUAAUUUUUUUUCUAGUAUUUUUGACAAAUAAUAUUGAGAAAUGAUCAUGUUGUUCUAUGAACAUUUUAGACUUCGAUUAAGUCAAUUUUUCAUGUAUUCUUAUGUUAGAACUUUACGCGAAAUUACUUAAACAUUUAAUAGCGAUAAAUUAUUAACUUAUCUAAAAAAAAAUAUAUAUAUAUAUAUACACGUGUAUAAAACUAUCUUUAUUUUGUCGUAUAAUUUUAAUACGAUAAAUAUUCUAAUAAUACUAGCAUAAUAUAUGUAAAUGGUAUAAUAAUAUUCAGCAUAUA